AUGGCGACAUGUGAAGAAGCAGAUCUCAUAGUGUGUGGAUCAGAUGAGGAGCCUUCACCACAGGAGGAUGAGGAGGAUGAGGAGGAUGAGGAGCUUUACCAGACACCAGAGAGGGGAACAAGUAAAAGACCUGCUGACAUCCUGUUGGACCUCAGUGAGGAGGCCGAUGUGAAAGAACUGGAGCCAUAUCAGUAUCAUCUGUACUCUGGUGUGGAAGAAGCUGUCUGUGGUUGGGACAGAGUGGCUCCACUGAGCUGCAUUCUUCUGACUCAGAAGAAAGACAGGAAACCAGAGAAAAAGGAUGCAGACAAACCAACCAUCUCAGAAGAUCUGACACCUGUUACUUCAGAAGGCUCACGCAGCAUCUCAGAGCAGCGCUGUGAGUCGUGUCCAGGACUUUGUAACCAACAGGGAGAAUCUUGCAUUGUCAAUGCUGUGGCAGCUCUGCAGCUAGAUAACACAGAAUGGCCUUUCGUCAAUGCCAUGCAGAAAACUGCAUCACAUCACUUCCCAGAAAGGACAGAGGAAGGAAGAACUCUUGGAGAGACUUGGCGGACUCAUCAUCUGUCCUCAAAAUGCACCGUGUCAGAGAAAAGACCUAUAAAGCCUCAGAAACACAGCCACAGGCCCAACAGCACCGUGGUUCCCAUCAAGACCUACACAUUCUUACCACCAAUCAAGACACAGCAUCUGAAUCUGAAGGUUGACGGCCAGACCUGCAGUGGCAGGAAGGCUUCAGGGGAAGCGAACUUGCAGGAAAGAGGUUUCAUGUUGGAUAAGAGAAGCGGGAGGAGAGGAACAAGAGAGGAGCUUCCCAAUCACCCUGCAGCCCUGACCUCCACACACCAGACAUGUCACAAUAACGCACCCUUGUCUUAUGCAGGAAGUGUUUCUAUUCCCAAAGGGUAUCAGGUGCCCGUGUCCACCAAACCUGACACAGUGCAGUACGGGCGCUACAUGUCGGGUAAGAGCCUCACACGGAUCCUCCAGGGCAGCACUGCAGCAGGUGCCCAGACCCAUCUCCAGCCCAGCUGCCUGUUUUCCUAAGGAACAAGCUAGUGUGUGCCGUCAUGCUGUGUGAAGCCUGUGCAAUAAAACCUGUAAUUUCAUGUGA
This is a messenger RNA of Limanda limanda (common dab), 1114 nucleotides long. RefSeq lists its product as uncharacterized. NCBI's taxonomy places the organism in Eukaryota, Metazoa, Chordata, Actinopteri, Pleuronectiformes, Pleuronectidae. The transcript has 2 exons. The coding region runs from base 1 to 1047 and encodes 348 amino acids. The record is from RefSeq and is a predicted model, not a curated record.